Glycine soja is the source of this 1335-nucleotide messenger RNA. Its product is annotated as deSI-like protein At4g17486. Gene Ontology annotation, biological process: protein deubiquitination. NCBI's taxonomy places the organism in Eukaryota, Viridiplantae, Streptophyta, Magnoliopsida, Fabales, Fabaceae. Gene Ontology annotation, molecular function: deubiquitinase activity. The coding region runs from base 343 to 1089 and encodes 248 amino acids. The transcript has 4 exons. The record is from RefSeq and is a predicted model, not a curated record.
UCUUUUAUCAGCUUUGGUCUGUUACAUACUCUUUCUCUCUCUGUUAUGUUCCCUCCUUCUAGAAUAUAAAUUCACGAGAGAAACACGAAAAUCUUUCGAUUCCGGACAGAAAAAAACUUGGGACGGUGAAAUUGGAGGGUUUUCCGGGAUCCCAAGGCCGAAUCUUGAUUCAAUUUACGAAAAGAGAACACCAUCCGUUGCUGAAUCUUGAAGCCGAAUCAAAUCGUAGAGAGAGAGAGAGACACCCAGAUAGGCGAAUAGCGUUUAGAGAGAGAAAGGUGAAGUGGGGUUGUCUAAAGUUUGGGUCUUGUGUUUGUUGUGUGUGGUGGGUGAAAGGGAAAGAUGACGGAUGUGGUACUGCAUAUAUACGAUGUGACGAAUAGUGGAUCCGAGAAAACCAACAGCACCAUUGUUCAGAUCAACAAGAUCUUCAAGGAUGGGAUUGGUCUUGGUGGCAUCUUCCACAGCGCUGUGCAGGUUUUUGGAGAUGAUGAAUGGUCAUUUGGGUUCUGUGAGCAAGGUACCGGGGUUUUUAGUUGCCCUUCUGGAAAGAAUCCAAUGUAUACAUAUCGUGAAUCCAUUGUUCUAGGGAAAACAAACUUUUCUAUUUUCAAGUUAAAUCAAAUACUGAGAGAACUCAGUAGAGAGUGGCCUGGGAGUUCAUAUGAUCUGCUGUCCAAAAACUGCAAUCACUUCUGUGAUGAAUUCUGUGAAAGACUUGGUGUACCAAAACUUCCAGGUUGGGUUAAUAGGUUUGCCAAUGCUGGUGAUACUGCUAUGGAAGUGGCUGGAAAUACAGCAUUACGGUUCCGGCAAGCUAAAACUGAGAUUGUAUCAGCAAGCAAAGUAGCAUACCGGUUCCUCUUAGGAGUUACCAAUAAUGUUACUAAUAAUGUUAAAAAUGGUCCUGAGACCCCUAACAAUUCAAACAGAGGAGGGUCCCCUAGGCUUCAAGGUUCUUGGUUGAAAAAUAUUAUUACUAAUGGUGCAAAACCGUCUACUAGUUCAGAAGCCGAGAAUCAGAACGGAGUUAUGCCCCUACCGCCAACACGAGAAGAUGAUCAAGCAUUGCUACAUAGCUCAUCUUAGUUAUGCAAUGUAUUGUAAUUUUAAGUCAGAAAAAGUAUAACGGAAUUUUACAUGCUAUUCAUGUGUAUCAAAUGUAAAAUUUUUCGUUUGUUCAACUCAAAUCUUAUUGGUGCCUCGUAAGACUAUGUUCUUUGAAAGGUACUUUUACUGUUUUUCUCUUUUUCCUAUCUGACUUAGCAAACUAUAUUCACGCAGUCACAAUUCCAAAUUUUGAUGAGUUUGAAUUUAUAAAGUGGAUUUGAUGUA